Molecule: messenger RNA, 786 nt
Organism: Mycotypha africana
Lineage: Eukaryota; Fungi; Mucoromycota; Mucoromycetes; Mucorales; Mycotyphaceae
Exons: 1
Source: RefSeq, a predicted model, not a curated record
GAAGCCCAGCUUCAACAACAUGCUGCCCUCCUCGAGCGUUUAGCUCAACUUGAAAAAGUAAAUGGGGAACUUCAGUCCAAGGUUACGACCCUGGAAGAAGAAAACCAGAAGCUACGCGCUCAAUUACUCCGCUCCUCUGCUCCCCCCUCCGCCGCCGUUACCCCCCAAAUUCUCCAGCACUCCGCCCCUGCUCCCCACACCACUGAUAGCCCAAUCAAUUGGGCUCAAAUUGCUACACGCGCCCCUCGCCGUCCCCGUCUCCCUACACCACAGAAAGUGGCUGCCAUCUCUCGUGGCUUCAACCUGCUCCCCGAAGGCCCUAAGGGCUUCAAAUACCUCUAUUUCCACCGCUCCCGCCGCUAUAACUACAUCCAGAUUCGUGGCAAUCUUCGCGCCAUCGGUGUCGAAGUUGGCCGUAUCUUGGAUAUCAUUUUCCCUGCGCGCAAUGUCUUUGGCCUCCUUAUUCAUGCCCAGUAUCAUGACCAACUCCUUGCCACCUUGGCUAAAGCCAAUGUUAAGCCCAUCCCUGGCGGUUUCGACCCCACUGAUCCCAAGUUUGCUACCAUGACAGCUGCUGACCGUGAAGGUGCCGCUAUGGAAAUUAACCAUAGCCGUUGUAUCCGCACCUUGACGUUCCUCCAUGUCUCCAACCGCCCUAUGAUCCCAGUUGCUCGCUACUUCAUUGAAGAAGGCUGGAUUAGCAAUGACGACCUCUCCGAUUUGAUCGCUGAACUUGGCCCUAGCCGCACUCCCCGUCACCGUGAUGAUCCUGGAGCUGCCUUCAGA